Messenger RNA from Thunnus maccoyii (southern bluefin tuna), 9715 nucleotides. Its product is annotated as collagen alpha-6(VI) chain-like. The coding region runs from base 200 to 8794 and encodes 2864 amino acids. Lineage: Eukaryota; Metazoa; Chordata; Actinopteri; Scombriformes; Scombridae. Gene Ontology annotation, molecular function: serine-type endopeptidase inhibitor activity. The record is from RefSeq and is a predicted model, not a curated record. The transcript has 43 exons.
GGAGGUGUUUCAUGCAGAAACAAGCCUGCACCACCCUACAUGGCCGUGGGACUCGCGUGUUUUGUGUGCAGAGGGCGCGGGUGCAGAGCAGCAGAUCUGUUCAUCCGACUCUCUGGACUUCCUGUCAUCUUGCUGAAGUGUCUUUGAGCCAGACGCUGAAUCUCUGACAGGCAGAGAGAAACCCGAGAGCUGUUCCAGCAUGGAGGGGAGGCGGGGUCUUCUCCUCAGCCUCAUCAUAGCAGCAUGUUUCUACGGCAACGCUGCUCAGAAGACAGUCUGCACUCAAGAGGCCGUGGCCGACAUCGUCUUCUUGGUGGAUGGGUCGCAUAGCAUCGGCCCCGAAAACUUCGAGCAGAUCCGUCGGUUUCUGUACACGCUGGUCAACAGCUUCGACGUCGGGCCUGAUCAUGUUCGCAUCGGGCUGGUCCAGUACAGCAACAAUCCACGCACCGAGUUCAAGCUCAACACCCAUCAGAACAAGGCCGACAUCCUCCAGUACAUCGCCGCUUUGCCUUACAUGGGGGGCGGCACCCGGACGGGGCUAGGCUUGGACUUCAUGCUGAAAAAUCACUUUGUGGAGGCCGCUGGAAGCCGCUCGCAUCAGAAUGUGCCGCAGAUCGCCGUGGUGAUCACCGAUGGCAAAUCACAAGAUAACGUGGAGUCGCACGCCGAGGAUCUGAGGAGAAAGGGAAUUGUUUUGUAUGCAAUUGGUAUUAAAGACGCAGAUGAAGACCAGCUGAGAGAGAUAGCGAAUGAGCCGUACAGUCGGCAUGUCUACAGUGUGUCAGAUUUUGCGGCGCUGCAGGAAAUCUCUCAGAGCAUCGUCCAGACGCUGUGCACAACUGUAGAGGAAGCCAAACGUCAAUUCCUGCAGUUGUCUAAAGAAUGUGCCGAAGCCACCGUGGCCGACAUCGUCUUCCUGGUCGACGGCUCCUCCAGCAUCGGCAGCAGUAACUUUCAGGAGGUCCGAGGGUUUCUCCGGAGCGUGAUCUCAGGCCUCGACAUCGGCCCUGACAAAGUUCGGAUCGGUUUGGCGCAGUACAGUGACAGACCUCAGAAGGAGUUCCUGCUGCAGGAUCACAUGGACAAGAGUUCCCUGCUGGAUCAAGUUGACAAUUUUCCCUACAUGACAGGAGGCACACAAACAGGCAUGGCCAUCGACUUCCUCCUGGAGAAUUAUUUCAAACAUUCCACCCGUAAGCGAGUGCCUCAGAUCGCUGUGGUCAUCACAGAUGGGGACUCCACAGAUGAUGUGACAGGGCCCGCCCAGAAACUGAGACGUCAUGGAGUCAUUGUGUUUGGCAUUGGGGUGGGACAAGCAAACCAAGAGCAGCUCAAGUCCAUUGCCAACCAGCCUUCAGACCGCUUCCUGUUCUCCAUCGAUAACUACCAAGCUCUGCAGAGGCUGACGGAUGGUCUGCUGCAAACUGUGUGCGUCUCCAUGGAGGAUCAGAGGCAAGCCUUGGCAGAAAAGUUUGCAGACAUUGUCGUCCUGGUGGACAGUGGCUUGAGUCAAGCAGAUUUCCAGCAAGUCAGGGCUAUGCUCAUCCGACUGACCAAUCAACUGAACAUCGGAGCCUCUGCUUACCGCCUUGGUUUGGCCCAGUAUGGUCAAGAAAUCAAGGUUGAAUUUCAUCUUAACAGUUACCAAACCAAAGAGCAGACCCAGACCACUGUCAGGCGUUUCCGCCAGCAGAGAUUGCAACCCAACGAGCCACGGAACCUGGGCAAAGCAUUGCAGCAAGCCAGCACUGAGUUUUUCACCAGUGAGAGAGGAAGCCGGGCAGACCAGGGCUACCGACAAUUCCUGGUUGUUGUGAGUGGAAAAGACUCAGAUGAUCCUGUGUAUAACGGGACACGUACGAUCAAAUCAGAAGGAGUGACUGUGGUGGGGAUAAACGUUGGUGCAAGGAGAUCGCAAAUGCGUUUCAUAUCCACUUCUCCUUAUUUAUACUAUUCUGUUUCCAACAUUGCUCCUACUUUGAAGGGUGUUUUCGAAGAAGAGAAAGAUGAGACCACUCUGACUGGAGAUUGCAAAGCAGGCAAUCGGGCAGACAUCGUGUUCGUCGUUGAUGAGUCUGGAAGCAUUGGAACGGCCAACUUCCAGCUGGUCCGCACUUUCCUGCACUCGAUAGUGAGCGGCCUGGACAUUGGUGUGAACAAAGUCCAAGUGGGCAUUGUAAUGUACAAUGAUAUGCCCACAGCACAGUUCUACCUCAACACCUUCAAAAACACGGAUGAAUUGCUGAAGUUCAUCAAAAUCCUGCCUUACCGUGGAGGUGGUACGAAGACCGGAGAGGCUCUAAAAUUCACUCGGGAGAACGUUUUCACAGUGGAGAGAGGAAGCAGGAAAAACAAAAACAUCCAGCAGGUGGCGGUGGUGAUCACAGAUGGUGAAUCUCAGGACAACGUGAGCGCGCCAGCAGCUGAACUCCGUCGAGCUGGUGUUACUGUUUACGCUGUAGGAAUCAAAGACGCCAACAAGGGCGAACUGGAUGAGAUUGCAUCUGACCCCGCCAAGAAGCAUGUGUUUAUUGUGGACAGUUUUGCCAAACUGAAACCUCUGCAGCAGAGUCUGCAGAAAAGUCUUUGUCAUAAUAUCUUUCGCCAAACAGUCACAGUCGAAAAAAGAAGAUCUGGCAUCAAAAAAGGCUGCACACAAACGGAUGAAGCAGAUAUUUUUUUCCUGAUUGACCAUUCAGGAAGCAUUCAACCCUCUGACUUCUAUGACAUGAAGAAGUUCAUCAUGGAGUUUCUUCAUACCUUCCGUAUUGGGCCAGACCAUGUCCGCGUGGGGGUUGCAAAAUACGCAGAUUCAGCAAACGUGGAAUUUGAUCUGAACACCCACUCAAAUGUUCUGGCAUUGGAGAGAGCUGUGCAAGAUAUUAAACAAGUAGGAGGUGGGACUAAUACAGGAAGAGCACUUGAAUUCAUGAGGCCAAUCUUUGACAGAGCGUCGUCCACUCGUGGUCACAAAGUCCGAGAGUACUUGGUGGUCAUCACUGAUGGAAAAUCCUCUGAUGAAGUCAAGGCCCCUGCAGAAAGACUGAGAAUGCAGGACGUCACUGUCUAUGCCAUUGGAGUGAAAAACGCAGAUGAAAAUGAGCUACAAGAGAUUGCCGGCGACCCCAAGAGGACUUUCUUUGUCAAUAAUUUUGAUGCCCUGACGCCAAUCAAGGAUGACAUUGUCACAGACAUCUGUUCAUCAGACACUUGCAAAGACAUACCAAGCGACCUCCUUUUCUUGAUUGACAGUUCUGGGAGCAUCAAUCCAAACGACUACCAGAAAAUGAAAGAAUUCAUGAAAUCUGUGAUUAGCAGAUCCGACAUUGGGGAGAAUAAGGUGCACGUUGGUGUCAUGCAGUUCAGCAGUGUUCAAAGCCUAGUGUUCCGCCUCAACGACUACUACAGCAAAGAUGGCAUGUUGAGAGCCAUCGAUGGUAUGACUCAGAUCGGUGGAGGCACGGACACAGGUGAAGCCAUCACAGUUUUGUCACCGUAUUUCGAUAAAGCCGAAGGAGGGCGUCCUGACCAGAGGCAGAGGCUGGUAGUGAUAACAGAUGGAGAGUCCCAAGACGCGGUCAAAGAGCCCGCUAAAAAACUUAGGGACAAGAGAGUGCAGAUCUAUGCCAUUGGAGUGGUGGACGCCAACACCACCCAGCUGCUGGAGAUCAGUGGGUUAGAAGAAAGAGUCUAUUCUGAGAGGGACUUUGACGCUCUGAAGGAUUUGGAGAGCCAGGUGGCUUUGGAGCUCUGUGAGAGAGACUGUGUGAAGACAGAAAAAGCAGACAUUAUUUUCCUGGUGGACGGCUCCACAAGCAUAACACCGGCCAACUUUAUAAGCAUGCAGAAGUUUAUGGAGUCACUGGUGGACGAUACCACGGUUGGCAAAGAUCUGACUCGCUUUGGGGUCAUUCUCUUCUCUGACGACCCCAUAUCUGUUUUUUCUCUGAAUAAGUAUGAGUCCAAACAAAACGUUUUAAGGGCAAUAAAAGAACUGAAGUCCCCAAAUGGAAACACCUAUACUGGCAAGGCUCUGCAAUACUCGUUACAGUACUUCAAUGCGGAACAUGGCGGUCGGGCAAAAGACAAGAUUCCUCAGAUUCUCAUGGUGAUCACAGAUGGUGAUGCUACUGACCCUAACAAUCUUGAAAAUCCAUCCGAAGCACUGCGAAACCAUGGGAUCAGCGUCUUCAGUAUUGGAGUGGAGGGAGCCAACAAGGUCCAGCUGGAGAUCAUGGCUGGCGAGACAUCCAGAGUUUUCUAUGUGGACAAUUUUAAGGCCCUGGAAACUCUGUACAAGAAUAUCUCUGAUGUCUUCUGUAACUCCACCAAGCCAGUUUGUGAAAAACAGAAGGCUGACCUGGUCUUCCUACUCGAUCAGUCUACCAGCAUCGACCGGAAGGACUACGGCAUCAUGAAGAAUUUCACAACAGAACUGAUACAAAGCUUUGAAGUCAGUAAGGAUUUAGUGCGUGUUGGACUUGCCCAGUUCAGCAGUACUUUCCAGAAUGAGUUUUAUCUAGACACGUUCAACACCGAACAGGAGAUGACUAAGCACAUCUUUAAUAUGCAACAACGUGGUGGAGACACCAAUAUCGGAUUUGCCCUGGAUUCCAUCAGGGAAUAUUUCACAGCGAACCGAGGCAGUCGUAAGUCUGAAAAGAUCUCCCAGAAUCUGGUUUUAAUCACUGACGGGGAAUCACAGGAUGAUGUGGAGGAUGCGGCCGACCGUCUCAGGGAUCUGGGUAUCGAGGUGUUUGCCAUCGGCAUUGGAAACGUCCACCUUCUGGAGCUCUUGCAGAUCUGUGGCACUCCACAGAAGGUGUUCACCGUGCAGAACUUUGACAGCUUGAAAGAAAUCAAGCGAAAGGUGAUCGACACCAUCUGCCAAUCCAAAGUUCCAGACAUUCAACCUGAAAAAGACUGCAGCAUCGAUAUCGCAUUCGGAUUCGAUAUCUCUCAAAGAACCGGAUUUCCCGGUGAGACGCUGGUCAGCGGCCACACCAGGCUCCAGACCUUCCUCCCGGAGAUCGUCAAUUACGUUUCCUCCGUGCAAGGUAUGUGCUGCACUGGCACCACCCCCAUCAAGACCAACAUUGCUUUCCGAGUGGUGAGCCGUGAUGGACGUACCCUGGACGACUUCAACUUCGAGGGCUACAGCGAGGAUGUGGUGAGGAAAGUUAUGACUUUGAAUUUGGCAGAGGCAACUGUCUUCAACACCAACCUGCUGAGAUCCUUUGAGGAGAAGUUCAGGGCCCAGUCCAGAGCUGGUGUGAAGGUGCUUGUGAUCUUCUCAGACGGACUCGAUGAAGACGUGAUGACACUGGAGCAACAAUCAGAGCAGCUGCGACAGUCUGGGGUCAGCGCUCUGCUGAUUGUGGCUCUGGAUGUAGUGCAUGAUCCCGCUCAGCUGCAGAUGGUGGAGUUUGGUCGAGGGUUCGGCUACAAACUUCCUCUCAGCAUCGGCAUGCCGAGUGUCGGCAGCACCAUCCUCAAACAGAUUGACACGGUGUCAAACAGGGAGUGUUGCGGCGUCAUGUGCAAAUGUUCAGGACAUGAAGGUAUCCGUGGCUCUCGGGGCCCCCUGGGGUUAAAGGGUCAGCCUGGACAGAAGGGUCACCCUGGGUUCCCAGGAGAGGAGGGUGUUGCUGGCGAGCGUGGGGGUCCCGGACCCAGUGGACCUCAAGGUGUCCAGGGUUGUUCUGGACUCAGAGGAAUGAAGGGAAACCGAGGCCUUCGGGGAAACAGGGGCGAGGAUGGAGAAGACGGACUGGAUGGAGUCGAUGGACAACAGGGAGUGACGGGACGGGAUGGAGGUCGAGGAGAGAGAGGACAUCAAGGAAACCCAGGUAUCCCAGGUAUCAGAGGAGAGGCGGGACCGAAAGGAGAGCGAGGACUGAGAGGAGAUCCGGGUGAACCAGGUACUGAUAACACCGUCCCCGGAGCCAAAGGAGAGCGGGGGAACCCAGGUUUACCGGGACAACCUGGACCGGACGGGUUGAGAGCUGAGGAUGGAAUCACUGGAAACCCGGGUCCAGAGGGAAGAAGAGGGCCACUGGGUGAGAAGGGUGCACCUGGACAGCCUGGAGAUCCAGGACUCGCAGGUAGUGCAGGUGCUUCAGGUCAACAGGGUCCCAGAGGGGUCAGAGGUCAACCGGGACCAAGAGGAAUCGUUGGUCUUCCUGGACCUCAGGGUGGACCUGGAACAGUUGGAAACCCGGGAACAGGCGGACGCCGUGGCCCGAACGGACAGAAGGGUCAACAAGGAGAGCCAGGUGUGAAGGGUGCUCCUGGAUCGCGGGGACCCAUAGGAAUGCCGGGUCAGGAUGGUAGAGACGGUUAUGGAACUGCAGGACCCAAAGGUGCCAAGGGAGAUCCUGGUUUCCCUGGUUACCCUGGUUUACCGGGUGAGGACGGCCUGCAGGGAGUCAAAGGUCAUCCAGGACGUAAAGGGAACCGAGGUCGCGGGGGGAACUCAGGCUUGCCGGGAGAAUCGGGUGUGCCGGGAGAUCCGGGAUAUCCAGGACACCGGGGUCCCAGAGGUCCUCCUGGAGGCAAAGGCAUGACCGAGUGUCAGCUGAUCACCUACAUCAGGAACAACUGUGCAUGUUCCAUCGGUCAGACAGAGUGUCCGGCCUACCCCACUGAGCUGGUGUUCGGCCUGGACAUGUCGGAGGAUGUGAACCAGAAUGCCUUCGAGAGGCAGCGCAAAGCCCUCCUCUCUCUGCUGGAGGACAUCGCCAUCGCUGAGAGCAACUGUCCGACAGGCGCCCGUGUGGCUGUGGUGGGAUACAGCGCCAACACCAAGUACCUGAUCCGUUUCCAGGACUACCACCGCAAGACCCAGCUGAUUGAAUCUGUGAAGAACAUCGCCCUGGAGCGCACAUCCAACCAGCGCUACCUGGGAUCCGCCAUGCGCUUCGUGGGUCAGAACGUCUUCAAACGCACCCGGGCAGGAGUUCUGAUGAGGAAGGUGGCCGUGUUUUUCUCCAACGGACCAUCACAGAAUAAUGGCGACAUUGUUACUGCCGUGAUGGAGUACCGGGCCCUCAACAUCGUCCCUACAGUCAUCUCACUGGGGAACGCUCCUGAUGUUAGACGAGCGAUUGAGGUGGACGAAACAGGAAACUCCAUCUUCUUAUUGCUGGGGAGGGACAUGGAUGCUGACCUGAGGAAGGCCAAGAACUGUGCUAUAUGUUACGACCCCUGCAGACGUACAGAGGAGUGUGCCUCCAUCCAGGAACCAAUGCGGCCUCAGGAGGUGAAUGUGGACCUGGUGAUGGUGGCGGACAGCUCCAGGCUGGUGCAGGCUGACGAGUACGCAGGCAUCCAGCAGCUGUUGGGCUCUGUGGUGGAGCAGCUGGCUGUGAGUCCGCAGCCCUCGCGGCCCGGCAACCAGGCCCGAGUAGCUGUAGUCCAGCAGAGCGGCGCUCAGGCUAAGGUGGAGUUUGGCCUGCAGCAGUACAGGGACGACCAGCUGAUGAAGACACACCUGGUCCAGAACAUGCACCAGCAGGGCGGCUACUCGGCACUGGGACGAACGCUGGAGUACUCCCUGAGGGAGGUGCUGCUGAAGAGCAAAGCGCCCCGCAGGAAGAAGGUAAUGCUUACUGUGGUGGGCACCCAGACGGGUUACAAGGAUCAGGCAAAGCUGCACUACAUCUCCCAGAAGGCCAAGUGUGAGGGGGUGGCCAUGUUUGUGGUGACGGUGGGCGACCGCUACAACCGGACGCAAGUGGAGGAGCUGGCCAGUUUCCCUUUACCGCAGCACUUGGUCCAUGUUGGGCAGCUGAAGGCCAACGAGCAGGGCUACACCCAGCGCUUCUUCAGAGUCUUCCUCUCCGCCCUCAACAAGGGAAUGAACACGUAUCCUCCUCCUUCUUUACAACGGACCUGCAACCAGCUGACAGAACAACAGAGAGAAACGUUUAUCAUCGACGGGCAGCAGACGGCGGAGGAGGAGUUGUUCACGGAGGAGGUGGAGGAGAGGUUCCAGGAGCAGACGGGAGUCGUGAGUCAGACGGAGCAGGUAGACGUCACCGAGACUCAGACGGAGCAGGUAGACGUCACCGAGACUCAGACGGAGCAGGUAGACGUCACCGAGACUCCGACGGAGCAGGUGGACAUCUACGAGACUCCGACAGAGCAGGUGGACAUCUACGAGACUCCGACAGAGCAGGUGGACAUCUACGAGACUGACACGGAGCAGGUGGACAUCCACGAGACUCAGACGGAGCAGGUGGACAUCCACGAGACUCCGACAGAGCAGGUGGACAUCUACGAGAUUCCGACAGAGCAGGUUGACAUCAUCAAGAUUCCGACAGAGCAGGUGGACAUCUUGGAUACUCUGACCAGAGGGGACGAAAAGGCUUUCCUUUCAGAAACUACUGUCGACGCCCCGUGUCAGCUGGAUGUUGAUACUGGCAUCCCGUGUACAGACUUUGUCCAACGUUGGUUCUAUGACAAAGCCAUCGGUGCAUGUUCUCCCUUCUGGUAUGGUGGUUGCGGUGGUAACGCCAACCGCUUUAGAACGGAAAAUGAAUGUUUCCGGACAUGUGGCACACAUAAUCUGAACACCCUGCCGAGGCCGCAGCCGACCAGCUUCGACUCCAGAGAAUCCUGUUUCCUCGGCCAGGACCCCGGCAACUGCCAGAACUACACCAUGAUGUGGUUCUUCGACACCGUACAGAGCGAAUGUUCCCGUUUCUGGUACGGCGGCUGCGGCGGCAACAACAACCGCUUCAAGACGCAGGAGGAGUGUGAAAACCUCUGUGUGACGGAGAGCCGAUGAGAAGGAUACUGCUGGAUUUGUUUUUUUAUUUUUUUAUUUUUUGGAGAAAACCGCCACUCUUCACCAUACAUGUAUCAGGAAAACAUAAGAAAAACACGCAUCUUCAAGGAAAAACACAAACACAAAGUGUUGAGUCUGUUCUGGGACAGUUAAACUGUUCACUAGUUUCUGCAAAACAAAAGGCCUUCAGGCCAGUUUAAACUGUCCCAGCAGUGUGAGAUUAAUUAAAAGGCUUUGAGAAAGAGUUGAGUUUGUUUAGUUUUUUUUCUUGAACACGCGUGUUUUGUUUCCCAGAGAGCACCUUUUGUUUUUAGAGCUCUUUUUUAAAAACCUUCACUGACAUUUUACAAUAGAAAACUCAAACUGUUGGACGUUGAUUCCACCUGACUGACGCUCAUCAGAGACUCCAGAGCUGUUACACACUUCUAUCAGGAUACUUUUUUCCUUUCAGGUGCUAUUUUUAAUGAAGCCGUUGCGGUCGGAGGAGUUUGUUGAGACUCAAAAAUGAAUGUAUGAAGGAAUCACAUCAGGUUUGGUAAAAAUUCAAGUGUGUUUUUGUAAAUGAGCUUGGUAUCCACAACAUGUCACAUUUGGCUGUUUAUCCGUUCAGCUGCUGUAAAACAAACAGCGGCUGGAUGUUGAAGCGAGUGUAACUCUGCUGAUCCUCACAGGUAAAGGUACAAGUUGAAGUCAUUCAGUUGCAAAUAUGUAAAUCUUAGAAUUUAGAGCUGCAACGAUUAGUCAAUUAAUCGAUUAGUUGCCAAUUAUUAAAUUAAUCGGCAACUAUUCUGAUAAUUGAUUCAUCGUUUUGAGUCAUUUUUUUGAGUCAGAGGAACAUUUCUGACUGCAGCUUCUUAAAUGUGAAUAUUUUCUGGUUUCUUUGGUCUCUAUGACAGUAAACUGAGUAUUUUUGAGUUGUGG